This is a messenger RNA of Rhododendron vialii, 1543 nucleotides long. RefSeq names its product kinetochore protein SPC25 homolog. The transcript has 9 exons. Gene Ontology annotation, biological process: chromosome segregation. Lineage: Eukaryota; Viridiplantae; Streptophyta; Magnoliopsida; Ericales; Ericaceae. Gene Ontology annotation, cellular component: Ndc80 complex. Bases 112 to 1077 code for a protein of 321 amino acids. The record is from RefSeq and is a predicted model, not a curated record.
CGCCCGCUGAGCAAAUCCAAAUUAAACUCUCCCUCUCCCGCUCCCUCUCUCCCUCUCUCUCUCUCUCUCUCUGAAAUCAGUUGAACUAAUUAGAGUUGAGAGAGUGUUGAGAUGCAGAGCAGAAUCGAAAGCUCAGUCCGGACGAAAAUGGAGGAGCUACGGUUGGUAUGCGGCAGAGAGAUUCCGAUCCAGCAGCAGCGAAUGGACGCCUCCGUCGUCGCUUUCCAGAAAUCGCUCGAAUCAACCAAGGCCAAGGCACAGGAAACUGUAGAAAACCAAGAAAAACUAGGAAAGCUAAAGCUUGAGCUGAGAAAGGCAGAGGAUGAUUUGGUGAAAGCUCUAGCAGUGAAGACUCGUAAAGAGGCAAAACAGAUGACCACAAUGGAUUCCUUAUCUGCCACAAGAGCUAGAAUAGAAGAGCUUAAAAGAAUUGUGAAAGAUCAAAAGGCUAGGAAGAAUGAGUAUGCAGCGAUAAUAUCCCAACAAUCUGAAGUUCUGUCAACAUGUGAAGAUAAGCGUAAUAAAAACGAUGAAGAUAGAGGAGGAAUAGAGGAGGCCAUUUUGUGGUACAAUAGGGUCCUGGGAUUCCGAAUAGAAUGUGGACAUGGAGUAAAAUUCAUGUUCAGUAACAUUAAUGUGAAGAAUCCAAAGGAGGAAUACUCCUUAAGCAUUCGCCAUGAGAAUGAUGUCUACACUUUGUUAGACUGUGACCCACGUGUGAAUGACAGCAAAGAAUUGAUUCAUGAGUUGAAUAGAACCAAUGGUUUAUUUAAAUUUGUUAGAGCUAUGAGAGAAAAGUUUCAAGAAGCUGCCGCACAAGGGAUUUCUCCUCAAGCUUCAUCUAUCGAUCAAGACUCUUCCACAAUCUCAGUGUCUGCUCCAGUUUCCUCAAUCUCAACUGACAGUCAAAGUGAAUCUUUGCCCAAAAAGAAAGAAAAUGAAGUUGAAGAAACCAAGAGACGAUCCAAGAAAGUUAACUAUGCCACGGGGGGUAAGCCAGCAAUUUUGUCUCCUGGAUCUGCUUUAUCUUUCCGCCGAUCUCCACGAUUCAAGACAUGGGAUUAUAUUGUAGGUUAAGAAGUGAAGAUGAAGCAGAGACUGUUACACCCACGGCUGGGAAUGCAACAGAAAGUGUUUCCUCUUCCGAUGAAAUGGACUGCAUAUCAUAUGGUAUUAACCUCCUCUCUUGGCUAGAAUUGAUUACUUACGAAGUGUGAUGGUUGAAAUGUUAGGCAAAUAACCUCUUUUGCUUAUAUGAUGGGCGGAUUUCGGGAGAUCAAGUGAUGCAAUUCAUCGGACAUACCACCUUCACUAUGUUUGCUAGGAUGGAUAAUUCACGCUGUACUUUUUGAUUCUAUAAUGUAUUUGGAUGCUUGUAUUUUAGUAAGAAUGGAAUUGUAAUUAUUCGAAACCCAGAUAUCUAGUAAUGUAAUGUGAGAGGUUCUCUCAUUCAGAUGUUUAGAUAAAUCCAGAUAUCAUAGUUACCGAGGGAAUAUGAUUCUGAAUUGCGUGGGUAAUGAAAAAGCACUGUCUUAUUUUCAAA